CUCAAAAAGCAAGCAUCACAAUCAUGACCAAAAUAGUCCCCCCCCCCGGAAAAAAACAACUCCCGUUCCUACGAUACGAUCCCCUUCAGAUCCGCGCGCCCCUCCCCGUCGUCGUCCUCCUCCUCGAAUCCAUUCGAUUCGAUUCGAUUCCCCGCAUCGACCGCUAGCCGCCGGUAGGAUCGGGGCGGGAGAGCGAUGGCUGCCGCGCCGCCGGCUAGGGCUCGCGCCGACUACGACUACCUCAUCAAGCUCCUCCUCAUCGGCGACAGCGGUGUUGGUAAGAGUUGCCUCCUUCUACGGUUCUCUGAUGGCUCCUUCACUACUAGUUUUAUUACUACAAUCGGUAUUGACUUCAAGAUAAGAACAAUUGAGCUGGAUGGCAAGCGCAUUAAGUUGCAAAUUUGGGAUACUGCUGGUCAGGAGCGAUUCAGGACUAUCACAACAGCAUACUACAGGGGAGCAAUGGGUAUCUUGCUUGUUUACGACGUCACGGACGAGUCAUCUUUCAACAACAUACGGAACUGGAUACGCAACAUUGAGCAACAUGCCUCUGAUAACGUGAACAAAGUUUUGAUAGGCAACAAGGCUGAUAUGGAUGAGAGUAAAAGGGCUGUUUCUACUGCACAGGGACAAGCACUAGCCGACGAAUAUGGCAUCAAGUUCUUUGAAACUAGUGCCAAGACAAACCUUAAUGUGGAGCAAGUUUUCUUUUCCAUUGCCCGAGAUAUUAAGCAGAGACUUGCUGAGACCGAUUCCAAGCCUGAGGACCAAACAAUCAAGAUUAACAAGACAGGCCAAGGUUCUGAGGAUCCAGAGUCUCAGAAAUCUGCUUGCUGCGGCUCAUGAGGAAUAGACGGACUUCACUGUCAUUUAUUAUUUUAACUCUAUCUGUUUUAUGUUCUGCUUGUCAUUAUAGGAAGAAUAUUAAGAACAUAACUAUGAUGUGGCUGUUCUUGUUCUUUUACUUGUGUUCACUUCCAUUCUUUGCAGCAACUAUUACUUUGAAUGUAGUUCUAAUUUCUUGGGGUUAUUGCAUGUUGUUUUCAAUCAUGGUUAA
Brachypodium distachyon (stiff brome) is the source of this 1057-nucleotide messenger RNA. RefSeq names its product ras-related protein RABE1c. Gene Ontology annotation, cellular component: plasma membrane. The transcript has 9 exons. Gene Ontology annotation, molecular function: GTP binding; GTPase activity. Lineage: Eukaryota; Viridiplantae; Streptophyta; Magnoliopsida; Poales; Poaceae. Gene Ontology annotation, biological process: protein secretion; regulation of exocytosis. The record is from RefSeq and is a predicted model, not a curated record. Bases 196 to 846 code for a protein of 216 amino acids.